Messenger RNA from Glossina fuscipes, 1990 nucleotides. RefSeq names its product serine/threonine-protein phosphatase 2A regulatory subunit B'' subunit gamma-like. Gene Ontology annotation, biological process: regulation of dephosphorylation; cortical cytoskeleton organization; microtubule cytoskeleton organization. The coding region runs from base 120 to 1511 and encodes 463 amino acids. The transcript is spliced from 3 exons. The record is from RefSeq and is a predicted model, not a curated record. Lineage: Eukaryota; Metazoa; Arthropoda; Insecta; Diptera; Glossinidae. Gene Ontology annotation, cellular component: centrosome; spindle.
UUGAUAUUCAUUUGUUUAGAAGCAUAAAUUUAUCAAAUUUUGUUUUUAAUAUUAAAUGAAAGCAAAAAUAAAAAGUAAAAUAAAUUUAUAAUAAAUUUUUAAAAAUUUUACAUAAAAUCAUGGAAAUUGAUCCAGAUAUUGUGAAAGAAUUCGAAGAACUUGAGGUGUCAUCGAACAAGCCCAGUGAAGAAGAGUUAAAAAAUUUUGAUGAAGAUUCUUUGCUGAAACCAUUAAAUGAUAUAAACAAAGCUACGCACCCAACUUAUACAACUAUACCAAAAUUUUUUCAUGCUCCUCCGUCACCUUCAAAUUCCUUAAGACAAAGUUUACGCAAGGAGGCUCAUUCACUGUUUUUGCAGAAGCGUUCCCAAGACUUACUGGACAAUGAAGAAUUGAAUAGUUUGUGGACGAUUUUGGAGAAAAAUUGCACUCAAGUUACACCUUUGGGUCAACAGUUAAUAGGCUAUGACGAUUACCUAAAAGUAAUGAAAACGAUUAGCCCGAAGAGUCGCAAAUAUUUAACUUCGCGCCUUUUUGCCAAAUUGCAAUGUCAUUCUGGUUAUCCUGGCAAAGUUGAACUCAUUUCCAUAUUUAAUUAUACUAUGCGGAAAGUUUGGUUAACGCAAGGUCGCAUAGGUUUAUCAUUUUACGAUGAUGUCGGUCAGGGUUUCUUAAGAGAAAUCGAUAUGGAGAACUAUAUUAUUGACAUUAUACCAACUUUAGCACAAAUUAGCAGUUGUGUUCAACCGUCAUUUCAAAGUUUCUACGUGUGUACGGUGGUUAAGAAAUUCUUUUUCUUUUUGGAUCCUUUACAUACUGGCCGUAUACGUAUACGCGAUAUAUUGGCGUCGGGACUAUUAACCGAAUUAUUAGAGCUGCGUGAUGAAGAAUCAUCCAAGGAAUCACAUGAACACAAUUGGUUUUCGAUGCCAUCAGUUUUAACGGUCUAUGGUAAUUAUCUAAACCUCGAUAAGGAUCAUAACGGUAUGUUAAGUAAACAAGAGUUGGCCGAUUAUGGCUCGGGUACGUUAACCUCAGUAUUUUUGGAUCGUGUAUUUGAUGAAUGUCGGACAUUUGAUGGUGAAAUGGACUAUAAAACCUUUUUGGAUUUUGUAUUGGCUUUAGAUAAUCGUCAUGAACCGCAAUCAUUGCAUUAUUUAUUCCGCAUACUCGAUGUCCAACAUAAGGGCUAUCUAACGGUACAAACAUUACAUUACUUUUUCAAAGGCAUACAAGAGCAAAUACGAGCCGUAAACGCUGAAGCGGUUAAUUUUGAAGAUUUAAAAGAUGAAAUUUUCGAUAUGGUUAAAUCAAAAGAUCCUUGCAAAAUAACACUGCAGGAUUUAAUUAACUGCGGUCAAGCGGAAACGGUUGUCUCAAUAUUAAUUGAAUUUCAUAAAUUCUGGGCGUACGAAAAUCGCGAAGAAGGUUCAUUUUGCCCUUUUUUUCUUUUCUUUUUUAUCAUUAUUUCUUUUAUUUUGUUUUCUCUUCCUCUUCCGUUUUUGAUAUAACCCCAACCAGGUGAACGUUUAACUGACGAUCAAGAGCAAAAAUGAUUGUGUAUUUGUGUCUUUGUGUGUGUGUGUGUGUGUGUGUGCGUGCAUAUUGUCUUUCCAACUGGCUGUACGCAUAUCCAAUGUUCCUCUGCACACACUCUCUCUCUCUCUCUCUAUAUAUAUAUGUACAUAUAUAUAUAUACACAUAUGUAUGUGUAUAUGUGUACAUAUGUAUAGAUGAGUGUGAAGUUAUUUAAGGAGCUUUUAGUUGAAAUUAACUUAGAAAUUUUUUUUUUUUUUUUUGUAUAUAUAUAUGUAAAUGAAAAAAUAAACAUUCUCUCCGUCCAUAAAUUUUGCAUUGAUUUCAAAUAUUCACUUGUCCGAAAGUAUGAUAUACCUGUGCAACGUAUGUUUUACAAUAAUUUUAUUUAUAAAAUGAUCAUAUAUAUCUAAUAAAAUAAAGAACAAAAUAUGUACAAACUAUUGUAAGAAUA